AUGUCUCUCAUCCCACGUCUUUCCAGAACAUUCUCAACCUAUCCAAUCCGUCUCGCAGCUGCAGCCGCAUCCCCAGCCACCACCCCCUCUGUCUCUCCUCGAAAGUAUGUCCGUAAAACCAUUUCUCGAUCUAACACCGUCCCAAAAGAAGAUUUCCCUUUACCUCAAGAUACACCAAUCGAAGAUUAUGCUCAUCUUUCCGAAGUCAGUCCUCCUUUAAAUGUACUACCAGGAGAAGCAUAUGUACCAUUACCCACUAUGACCGAAGAUUAUAACUCUAAUCCUGUUCCAUCAUCUUUGGCUACAGUGGGACAACAGGUUGUAUCAGCUAUAAGUACAGGACUCGAUUGGAGUACUUCUUUUAGAGGUUUGAGUGAAAAACCUUUUCCUAAAGAAGUAGCGAAUGAAUUAUUGAAACCUUUACAUGUUGAUGAUGUUGAGGUCAAACCUGACGGCCUACUUUACCUCCCCGAAAUCAAAUAUCGUCGUACACUCAACGCAGCCUUCGGUCCUGGUGGUUGGGGUCUAGCUCCAAGGGGAGAAACAAACGUAGGACCUAGGAUAGUAUCGAGAGAAUGGGGUUUGGUAUGUUUAGGAAGAUUGGUAGCUAUAGCAAGAGGAGAACAAGAAUAUUUUGAUCCUUCUGGUAUACCUACUGCUACUGAAGCAUGUAAGAGUAAUGCUUUGAUGAGGUGUUGUAAAGAUUUAGGAAUCGCUAGUGAACUUUGGGACCCACGAUUCAUUCGUGAUUUUAAAACGAAACAUUGUGUGGAAGUUUUCGUAGAACAUGUCACUCAGAAAAAGAAACGUAAGUUGUGGAGAAAGAAAAACGCAAAAUUCGAAUAUCCAUACAAGGAAGCUUCAUAG
This is a messenger RNA of Tremella mesenterica DSM 1558, 867 nucleotides long. RefSeq lists its product as uncharacterized. Gene Ontology annotation, cellular component: mitochondrial chromosome; mitochondrial nucleoid. The transcript has 5 exons. Lineage: Eukaryota; Fungi; Basidiomycota; Tremellomycetes; Tremellales; Tremellaceae. The coding region runs from base 1 to 867 and encodes 288 amino acids. Gene Ontology annotation, molecular function: single-stranded DNA binding. The record is from RefSeq and is a predicted model, not a curated record. Gene Ontology annotation, biological process: recombinational repair; interstrand cross-link repair.